Molecule: messenger RNA, 4435 nt
Organism: Neofelis nebulosa (Clouded leopard)
Lineage: Eukaryota; Metazoa; Chordata; Mammalia; Carnivora; Felidae
Product: acyl-coenzyme A thioesterase 1-like
Exons: 4
Coding region: 1217-2557 (446 amino acids)
Biological process (GO): fatty acid metabolic process; acyl-CoA metabolic process
Cellular component (GO): peroxisome
Molecular function (GO): fatty acyl-CoA hydrolase activity
Source: RefSeq, a predicted model, not a curated record
UAAUUAUAUAAAAUAUUAAUAUAUAUAUAAUAUACAAUAUAUAUAUUCCUUGACACAGCAGUUUAAUGGAAUGUUUUCACCUGGAUUAAUUCACCUCAUUUUACACGUGUUUUAAUUAAGAUAGAAUUCUACAGUGGAAAACAUUUUAAAUUAUAUCAAUACAUUUUUCAUCGUAAAAGAUUCGAGUAAUACAGAUAAAGUUCAACCCUCUUAACCCAUUACCCAAUUCCAGGCUUUUCUUAGGGCUAAUUACAGUUAUUAACUUGAAGCAUACAUUUCCAGGGGCACCUGGGUGGCUCAGUCCGUUAAGCCUCUGACACUUUUGAUUUCUGCUCAUAUCAAGAUCUCACAGUUCAUGAGUUCAAGCACCUCCAUCGGGCUCUGCGCGAAGAGUGCAGAGCCUGAUUGGGAUUCUCUCUCUCCCUCUCUCUCUCUGCCUCACCACCACUCUCUCUCCAAAUUCACUUAAAAAAAAAAAGUAUACCUUCCAGAACCAUAUUAUUUGCAUGUACAUACAUAUAUUUGCAUUAAUGGAAAAAUAGGAUUUUGACAAUUAAGCACCUUUUUCUUGGGAAAAAAAAGUCAUGAUGUAAGUUUUUCUGCACAUAAAAACAUACGUUUUUUAUUACUUGUGCCAGGCCACGAGACAAUAGAGAUCAUUUCCAUAGUGUAUAAAUCUGUACUGCCUCAUCUAAAACGUUUAAACUUUAAUUUUAAUCCCCAGCAAAAAUAAUUUCAGGGAAGGAAAGGAGUCUAUUACACGGAGCCUCCUUCAGCAAGGUUUAGGGAAUUGUGACCCCAGGUGGCCAGAGAGGGAUUUUAAAGAAAGAACGACGAGGAUUUUCUGUCAAAAGACCUUUAACUUUUCCUUCUCGCCACGUCCAGCGUAGGCUGGGGAUGAGCUCCUGUCUCUUUUAGGCGGUCUUACUAAAAGGACCCCAAUACCGUGACCCACCCCGGGCCCUCCUAAGUUGCCCCUUCUUGCAGCCCUUUGCUGAGUAGCGCGGGAGAAACCAGCUCGGGUUCUCUGGUCCGCUCAGCCACCUCUGGCCCCACUGGGCCCCGCCCCGCGUGCCCUGCUUCAGCCGCCCGGCCCCGCCCCAUUCGGACAGGCCCCGGCGUGCCCUGCGUGGCCCCGCGGAGAGAGCUGACUCCCUCCCACACGAACCCGGCCGCGUGUGUUUGGCCUGAGCCAAAGCCGCGAAGAUCCGGGGCCAUGUGGAGGACUGUCCAUGCCGUGCUCCGGACCCCCGGAACCCCACUCCUGCUCCGGAGGUCAAUGUCCACAUCUGCCCUUCUCGCCCAGAAGUCUGCGACCUUGACCGUCACCCCCAAGACUGGGCUGGCCGACGAGCUCCUGGAUAUUAAAGUGGAGGGCUUAGGUCCCAGGGAGCGGGUGACCCUUCGGGCGUCGGCCGUCAGCUACCGAGGCCGCCUCUUCCGAUCGCUGGCCCACUACGAGGCGGACGGCCGCGGGGGGUUGGACCUGGCCAGGGACCGGGCUCUGGGCGGCGACUUCACGGGCGUGGAGCCCAUGGGGCUCCUGUGGAGCCUCAUGCCGGUCGGCUCGGAGGAUCCCUGCUUCAGCCAGAUGCCGAGAGGCGUGAUGAAAACCCCCCUCAAAGUGGAGGUGACCGUCCACCACGCGCCGCAGCAGCAGGCGGUACCGCUGGGCCCGGCGCUGGCCUCUGCCCAGGUGCAGCGCUGGUUUUCCAGCCCGGAGCUGAGCCGCGCUCGCCUGCAAGCCGGCCGCCUGCGGGGCGUCUUCUUGCUGCCCCCAGGAGAUGGUCCUUUUCCUGGUUUGAUUGAUAUGUUUGGUGAUGGAGGAUUAAAUGAAUCUCGAGCUAGUCUCCUGGCUUGUCGAGGUUUUGCUACUCUGGCUUUGCCAUUUUUUGGCUAUGAAGAUCUACCUCCAAUCAUGAAAGACUUAAAUUUAGAUUACUUUGAAGAGGCAGCUAAAUUUGUGCAAAGUCACCCAAAGGUUAAAGGUCCACACAUUGGAGUGAUUGGUUCUGGCAAAGGGGCAGAGUUGGCAUUUUCCAUGGCUAGCUUUCUCCCAAAUAUAGCUGCAGUUGUGAGCAUCAACGGCUGUGUCUCUAACACAGCUACUACCCUUACAUGUGGUAGAUCAAUCCUGCCAGGACUGCCUUUUAACCUAGACAAAAUCUCUGCCAUGGAUUCAGGGGUUUAUGAUGUUAAAGAAGCGCUGGAGGACCCCUUGGAUCCAGCCUACCGGGAAAGUCGUAUCCCCCUUGAAAAAGCCAGUGCCCAUUUCCUUUUUAUAGUCGGAGAAGAUGAUAGGCAUUGGAAGAGUUCUGUUUAUGCUGACAUAGCUGUGAAGCAUCUCACAGAGCAUGGGAAGACAAAUUUUACUCUUUUAAGCUAUCCUAACGCCGGCCACAGAAUAGAUCCCCCGUACAGCCCUUUUUUCUCUGUAUACCUUGAUCCAGUGUUGGGAGUGCCUAUUCUGGGAGGUGGGCAGCUAAAAGCUCAUGCUGUCGCUCAGAUUGAGUCUUGGAAGAAGAUCUUGGAAUUUUUGCACUUGCAUCUAGGGUAAAGUCUAACAAACUAAGUUUAGAAUAUGUGCAGAACCAUUUAAGGGAUUGAUUGAAUAUUUUUGACAAAUGACUGAAAUCUAGAUCUCUCAUGGGCAUCUGCAAGCUUUUAAAAGAAGUAAAAAUACUUGCUUCAAGUUCAUCAGAGCCUGUAACUUUGGUGACUAUCCAUGUUUCUCCAUGUUUGGUUGGUUUGAGCUUCAACUCAAGGCCUGCAGCAACAAGUAGAUCCAAAGCCAUAGUUCCUGGUGAACAGCUUUUGGGAUCUAUUUUGCCAUUUUGCAGGAUUUAAGAGAACAAAGAAAGGAUCCAAAGUAUAUAAUUCUUCAUUCUUUUCCUGUGUGAAUGUUUUUUAAAAUUUUUAUUUUAUUUUUAAUUUUUUUUUUUUUUAACAUUUAUUUAUUUUGAGACAGAGAGAGACAGAGCAUGAACGGGGGAGGGGCAGAGAGAGAGGGAGACAGAAUCGGAAGCAGGCUCCAGGCUCCGAGCCAUCAGCCCAGAGCCUGACGCGGGGCUCGAACUCACGGACCGCGAGAUCGUGACCUGAGCCGAAGUCAGACGCUCGACCGACUGAGCCACCCAGGCGCCCGUGUGAAUGUUUUUAACUUUUGAGAAUCUGAAACUCAAAAUGUACUUGAUGGGAAAUGUAGCAUGAUAUUAUAAAUUAAUUUUCAGAGACCAGUAAAUUUUUGCUUAUAUAUUGGUAAAUAGUUUAUAUAGAGGUAAAUAAAACAUAUUCAUGGUCAAAGUUUACUCCUCCAAUGACAAGGAGGAAGUAAAAGUAACAUUCUGAGCAAGUAUGAAGAUAAAAUUAAUUUGCUAGUGAUAUUUCACAAGUAAUGCAAUGCCUUAUGAUGUAACCCACAGUUUUGAGUAAGAGGCAUACUCUGUUAUGAGAUCUGUUUGAGGAUUAGAUUCCCCUUCCAACCCCAUCAACAAAACUGGCAAAGAUUUUGGCAGCCAAGAAAAAUUCUAGUUUGGAGACAUGUAGAGAGAGGUGUGGAGAUCUCAAACAAACAAACAAACAAACAAAAACAAAACAACACUACAAGAAAAAAGGCUGCAUAUGUUAUAAAUAUCCAUUUUAAUUUUCUUUAAUACACAUUUUACUUUUCCUAUUUUUAAAUAACUAUGGUUAAAUUACCUUUUUCAAAAUGAUAUUUAUUUCAAAAUUUAAAAUAGCCACAUUAUAGAAUAACCAGAAAAUAAGCACAAUGAACACUUUAGUCUACUAAGGCUGCCAUAACAAAAUACCACAGACUGGGUGGCUUAAACAACAGAAAUUUAUUUCCUCACAGUACUGGAGGCUGGAAUUCCAAGAUCAAGGUGCCUACAGUGUUAGUUUUUGGGGAGGCUUCUUUUGUUGGCUUCCAGGUGACCAUCUUCUUACUGUGUCCUCAGAUGGCCUUUCUUCUGUGACCACCACUCCUGGUGUAUCUAUUCCUCUUAUAGCGACACUAGAUAUAUUGCAUUAGGGCCCCACUCUGAUGGCCUCAUUUAACUGAAAUUACCUCCUUAAAGUCCUUAUUUCCAUAAACAGUCACAUUGGGGUUAGAGCUUCAACCCAUGAAUUGCGGGGGGGGGGGGGGACACAAUUCAAUCUGCAGCAAACAAUGGACCCUCAUAAUAUUCUUUAAGAUAUAGGUAUGUAUAAAUGUGUGUGCAGUAUACAAUUUUUAAGAAGAUUAUACCAGCUAUUUUGUUUGAUAACUUGCAUUUUAAACUCAAACAUUAUGGCUGCCUGCAUGUGAGCGGAUGCAUUUCAGCAGCAUUUUUAAUGGAAGAAUAUUAGUUCAUCAUUCGGAUGUUCAGUAAUACCAAUUCGUUUUUGUUUACAUUUGGGUUGUUUAUCUUUCUGCUAUUAAAACCUUGAACAUAAA